Messenger RNA from Culex quinquefasciatus (southern house mosquito), 681 nucleotides. RefSeq lists its product as uncharacterized. The record is from RefSeq and is a predicted model, not a curated record. The transcript has 2 exons. Bases 55 to 681 code for a protein of 208 amino acids. NCBI's taxonomy places the organism in Eukaryota, Metazoa, Arthropoda, Insecta, Diptera, Culicidae.
AGUUUGACAUCCUUGCAUCGGCUAAAUUCUCCGUUAAAAAAAGAAAUCUAAAAAAUGGGCUGUUUUGGUCGCAAAAAGAAAAAGCCAACACCAGCGACAAAAAAAUGCAAACCCAAGCGAAAAGGUUGGACCCAAGCCGAUUGGCAAAAGCACGGCCGAUACCUGGAGGAGCUUUCCAUCCCCAAAAAGGACUUCCAAGAGGAGUAUCUGAGGCAAACCCCUAAAGAGUGCAAGCUACCCCUGAGUGCUCUGCGUCCCAAAAUGACCCGGUUGGCUCGUCCCAAAACCAUUUUCGACCCCAAAAUAACUGCCCAUCGGUGCCAUUUGGGCCCGGAACGGUGUCACUGCCACGCAGCGGAUCCCAUCCGGCAGGUAUCCCGAGAGGCCCAGCAGUACAAGGCCACCAAGCGGAUCAAGAUGCUGAGUCAGCCAAAGUUUGACUACCGCGAGGUUGUCCGGUGCUUCCCCAAGCAGGGCAUCGCGUGCGUGGGAGAUCAAGUUUUGCCCAAAGGCCUUGGCCGGUUGAAGUCACUGGCACGGCCAAAGUACCAGUACCUCUGCUUUCCCCAGCAGGACCCGUUCGCGGUCAAACCGGAAGCACUGAUGGCGGUUGCCAGCCCCAGAACCAAUAUGCUUUCAAAGCCCAAGCCAGAUUUUUCAAACAUGUUUAAACGAAAAUAA